Messenger RNA from Myotis myotis, 1076 nucleotides. RefSeq names its product MMP24 opposite strand (gene MMP24OS). The record is from RefSeq and is a predicted model, not a curated record. Lineage: Eukaryota; Metazoa; Chordata; Mammalia; Chiroptera; Vespertilionidae. The transcript is spliced from 2 exons. Bases 154 to 315 code for a protein of 53 amino acids.
UGUUGGUCCCGCCCCCGGGGCCAGAGACCGCUCUGGAGGCCGUGGGUGGUGACGUCACGGCGAUCGCUCCUCCCGGCUCAGCGGCGCGGGCGAGCGGACCGUGGAGGCCGGCGGUGCGAUUCUCGGGACCCGCUGCUCCCACCGCGCGAGACCAUGGGCGCUCAGCUGAGCGGCGGCGAGGGCGCCGCGGGGCCGGCGCAGCCCCAACCCCAGCCCGCGGCGCCCGAGGGUCCUGAGCGGCCUGGGCCCGAGCCCAGCCCCUGGGGGCCCCUGGACGACGUGCGCUUCCUCAUCGCCUGCACCUCCUGGUACUGACUCCGCCCUCCGAGUCACCGCUCACCGCCUGUUCUGUUCGCCUCGCCGGGUCAGGCCGCUGUCGUCUGUCCCCACGGCCCAGUGUCUCAGCCUGUUCCCUCCCGCCCCCGCGCCCCAGCCCCACCGGCGCCCCAGAGACUGGGAUUGAGGAGGGUUAGGGGCCUGGAAGGAAGUCCCGGCCGAGCUGCCUCCACAGCAGCGCCUUGGGACACCUUGAAUUUGUUCGCUCCCCAUCCUACACCCAAACCACCUCAGCCUUCGUGCUCACCCGCACCCCACAGCUCCAGCCAUCUGGGUCCUGGCUCAGCUUCCCUGUCACUGACUUCCAGAACCAGGCGAGGGUUCGUGGUGAGACCCUAAAGCCACUGACCUCACUUGUCCCUUAAUGCUGAGAACUCGGCUCCUGCUUUUGUUCUGGUCAUUGCACGGUGGGCCUUGACUGCAGAGAAGACCUUGCUGCGGUGACUCUUCCUGAGCCAGGGGAGGUUGCUCCUCCAGCCGGACCCCAGUGAGGCAUUGUCAGGCUGUAUUUCUGGGACCCGAUUCCACUGGGCCUCUUGGAGAGAGGGAUGUGUGAUUGCUGGGCUGGCAGAUGAGACGAAUGAGGCAGCUCCUGGACACCCCAAAGUACCCUGUUUCUCUCCUCCCAGAAGCUUCUUAGGCCACUCUCAGAACCUGUUUCUCUCUCCCACAUUCAAGGGAAAUGACAGACUGUAUUUUUGUUUUAUUUAGAAAUGAUUUAAAAAACAUUAUACAAAGGC